Patella vulgata (common limpet) is the source of this 276-nucleotide messenger RNA. RefSeq lists its product as uncharacterized. The transcript has 5 exons. Lineage: Eukaryota; Metazoa; Mollusca; Gastropoda; Patellidae. The coding region runs from base 1 to 276 and encodes 91 amino acids. The record is from RefSeq and is a predicted model, not a curated record.
AUGACUUUAAUAAGCAACCUUAAAACGACAUUUCAAACAAAGAAAAAGGCGAUAACAGUGGAAUCAACUGCUAAAGUGUCCGUGUACGGUCUCAGUUAUGUGUUUAGGUCAGCGGAUGGAUUUCUAGCAUUACCAACACCGUCUCUAGGAAUGGAAUAUAUGACAGUCAAUAUUGAUGAUGAUCACUUUCCACUUCAUGUUUCAGCUCAGAUAGUUAUUGUGGCAGUUCAAGACAAUACUAAUGUAAAAGUCACCCUGAAAACGGGAACGGGCUAG